AUGGCAAGAAAGAAAACAAGGAAACAAAAAAGGGCGAAAAUUCCUGAGAGAUCAGUAGUUUUUGGUGUGAAUGAUCCAGUUACCAGAAAAUGUUGGAUUAUACUGGCUGUUCUUUGUGUUUUCGGAACUGUGAAAGGGAUGCAGAUUGAUGGCGAUCAUGUGGGUUACAAGAAGUGUCUGGGAAUGAUUUUCGUGUUUUUUUAUGUGAUUGACAUCAUCAAAUCUAUUUUCUGUGAACCUCCAACUCCAGUUGGCAAGGCUGACCGAUGGGUAAGAACUUUUGUACCUUCGGUACUCUUUCCCAUCAUCUAUUUUACCAUCUACAACUUCCAAACUUUUCAUGCAUCCCUUCUGGUUUUAUCCAUCGUCUUUGGAUUAGUAGCUAUGGUUCAGCUUCUUUGUCCAGUGGAAGGGUUUCACUUUGCUUAUGUUGUUGUGAUCAUCAUAUUAGGGUGUUAUUUAGCUCUUUUUGCAUGUGACUAUGACCCCAAAAUCCAGCCAUUUUGGAUCUGUUUUCUCUUUAUUUUUGUAAUUCAGUGUGUCAUCUAUGGUCUCAAUUGCCCUUCAGAUGGCUUCGUAUUCUUCAGUUUCUAUUGAGUUUCCAUCUUCUGAAACUGUCAGAUCGCUGGGUGGUUAACCUUUUGGUCAUCUUACUAUGCUUCUUGUUGUUCAAUCUUUUUUCUAGAACAUUGUAAUCAAAUAUUGUCAUAUGAAAACUCUAAUGUUUUUUCCA
This is a messenger RNA of Raphanus sativus (radish), 733 nucleotides long. RefSeq lists its product as uncharacterized. The record is from RefSeq and is a predicted model, not a curated record. The transcript has a single exon. The coding region runs from base 1 to 597 and encodes 198 amino acids. NCBI's taxonomy places the organism in Eukaryota, Viridiplantae, Streptophyta, Magnoliopsida, Brassicales, Brassicaceae.